UGAAAUCUUUGCUGUUUCAGUAUUCCGGCAAUCAGUCUUCAUUCCUGGAACUUAAUUCAUUCAGGCUGAUUCUUCAAUGCUCUUAGAAUGACGGAAAUGAGAGAAAUGGCUAACCAAUCUACUCCAACAGAGUUCCUUCUGAUGGGUUUUUCCGAAACCCGUGAUAUGCAGAUUUUGCAUUCUGCAAUAUUUCUCUUCAUUUACUUAACAGCCUUAUUAGGAAAUUCUCUCAUCAUCACAGCUGUGGCCCUAGACCACCACCUUCACAGCCCGAUGUACUUCUUUUUAACCAACCUGUCAUUGUUUGAUGUUUGCUCCAUCUCCACUACUGUGCCGAAAUCCAUCGCCAUUUCAUUGACAAACAACAACAUGAUUUCUUUUGCGGGAUGUGUCACACAGGUCUUCUUAGUGGUCACAUUUGUUGGUGGGGAGCUUGCCUUGCUCACUGUUAUGGCUUAUGACCGUUAUGUAGCAAUCUGCCGUCCACUACAAUAUACCUUAAUCAUGAAUCGGGAUGCCUGUAUCCAAUUGGCAGCUGCUUGCUGGAUAGGCAGCCUGAUCCAUGCUGUACUGGAAACCAGUUUUACUUUCAUACUAAAUUUCUGUGGAACCAAUAUGAUUGAGCAAUAUUUUUGUGACAUUCCUCAAUUGCAAAAGAUUUCUUGUAGUGAUACAAAAGUGAAUCAAAUUCUUAUUUUUGUCUUUGGGUUUAUUCCGGACUCUUUCUUUUUUACCUUCAUCUUUACUUCCUAUGGCUACAUAUUUUCUGCUGUGCUGAGGAUCCCAUCUGCCCAAGGCAGAUAUAAAGCUUUUUCUACCUGUACUCCUCACCUGACUGUCUUUUCUUUAUUCAUCACCACAGGUGUGUUUUCAUACAUGAGGCCAAAAGCACUUUCUUCCCCCACUGUGGACUUGGUUGCGGCUGUAUUAUAUACAGUUUUGCCACCAGUUCUUAAUCCCAUAAUUUAUAGUCUCAGGAACAAGGACAUCCAACUGGCGGUGUGGAAAAUACCCAGAAAACUGAAACAUCUCAUUGCAUGA
Messenger RNA from Podarcis raffonei (Aeolian wall lizard), 1041 nucleotides. RefSeq names its product olfactory receptor 14A16-like. Lineage: Eukaryota; Metazoa; Chordata; Lepidosauria; Squamata; Lacertidae. The coding region runs from base 88 to 1041 and encodes 317 amino acids. The transcript has 2 exons. Gene Ontology annotation, molecular function: G protein-coupled receptor activity; olfactory receptor activity; odorant binding. Gene Ontology annotation, biological process: G protein-coupled receptor signaling pathway. The record is from RefSeq and is a predicted model, not a curated record. Gene Ontology annotation, cellular component: membrane.